Messenger RNA from Aspergillus ochraceoroseus IBT 24754, 416 nucleotides. RefSeq lists its product as uncharacterized. The transcript has 3 exons. Bases 77 to 358 code for a protein of 93 amino acids. NCBI's taxonomy places the organism in Eukaryota, Fungi, Ascomycota, Eurotiomycetes, Eurotiales, Aspergillaceae. The record is from RefSeq and is a predicted model, not a curated record.
GACGGAUUGUUGAGAAAAGAACCCAGUGUACCGUGGAAGUAUUUUUUUGCUCCGAAAGGGGUUUACGCUAGCCAUCAUGGGCCAACCUCUAAAUGCAAAGCGCCUCGUUUUAACCGGUGCUGUGACUAUGAUUACAAUCGCCGGAACACUCUACGGUGCUGGCAUCAAGACGGAAAACGAAGUCUCUGAGCAAGUCCAGAAGUCUCGAGAAAUCACCAUCGACGAACACAUUGCCUCUCUUCGGAAUCACCGGCAGGGUUUAGCUAUGAAGAAACAUCUUGUGGAAAAGCAAAUACAUGACCUAGACGCUAGGAUCGAAGAACGAAAGAAUAAAGGGCUUGAUAAUAAGAGAGGAUGAUGGAUGACACCAUAAGAAGAGAUCACUGGCCGAGACGACUUGGCAUCUAUCGCCCUGG